Molecule: messenger RNA, 3849 nt
Organism: Vanrija pseudolonga
Lineage: Eukaryota; Fungi; Basidiomycota; Tremellomycetes; Trichosporonales; Trichosporonaceae
Gene: PCA1
Product: P-type cation-transporting ATPase
Exons: 3
Coding region: 36-3812 (1258 amino acids)
Biological process (GO): monoatomic cation transport; copper ion homeostasis
Cellular component (GO): membrane
Molecular function (GO): ATP hydrolysis activity; copper ion binding; ATP binding
Source: RefSeq, a predicted model, not a curated record
GUCGCAUUUGCCACCCACCCGCCCAGGACGCAACAAUGACGCCGAGCGGAAAUCAAUCGCCGAAGCACGACGGAGGUGCUCAUCGACACCGGCGCGGAGAGCGGACGGCGCAGGACGGAGAAGAAAAGAGCGGCGAGGGCCACGGCGGUCAUCAUCACCAUCACCACAACCACAGCAACGACCCCCACGGUCACGCCCACAUCCACCAACACCACAACCACGGCCACGAUCACGCAGCUCACAGCCACCCCCACGACCACAGCGGCCACGAUCACGGUCACGCGCACGACGACCACGGGCACGACCACGACCACGGCAGCCACCCCCACGCCCACCCCCACGCUCACGGCGACUCGCACGGCGCGCCAGACCACGCCCACGUCCUCCCUGGCGAGUCCCCGACCGACGCCCACUGCCAGGACCACACGUGCACCGCGUCCCCUGAGGAAAUCGACAGCGACUGCGAGACAAUGGUAGACGAUUGCUGUGGACCAGAGCCCAAGGCUGGAGACUGCUGCGCUUCGCCUGGUGAUAAGUGCGGCGACGGCAAGCCGAGUGCUUGCGCUGCCCCGGCCAAGGACGACUGUGAAGACGACGACUGCUGCAAGAAGGACGAGGACGAGCCGGAGUCGGACGACUGCUGCGACGAUGAGGGCAAGUGUACCAAGGAGGCCGUUGCCGUUGCGACCCUCGCCAAGGCCUGCGCCGACGACGGCUGCUGCGAUGACAAGGAGGCCGAGUCGUCCGACGACGACGCCGACGACGAGUGCUGCGACGACAAGGGCGAGUGCACCAGCGCCAAGCCCGCCGUCAAGGCCAUCAUGGACGACUGCUGCGACGACAAGUCUGGCGCCUGUACCAAGCCAGCCCCGAGGAAGGCCUGCGCCUCGCGUCGCAAGGCCGCUUCUCCCGACUCGGAGUCCGACUACUCGUCGUGCGACUCGGACACGGACACACUCGACGACCCCCUCCGUGAGAAAUGCAAGGCCGGCCCGUCGAAACCCUGCCGCCGACGCUCGCGCCGCGCCGACCCAAUCAGGCAGCACAAGCACCAGCCGUGCCGCGAGGCGGACUGCACGACGCGCAAGAAGCGCCGGUCCGACCGCACAAUGUGCGGGUGCUGCGUCAAGAGCAUGAUGGAGCAGCCUAGCGCAAAGAUGGCGCGUUCCCUGCUCGAAGCCGCCGCGCAGGUCCACUCGGCUGCUCGCCGCUGCUGUAUCGCGUUCGCAAACUACUGCUGCCCGCGUAUCGACGAGUGCGCCGAGGCCAUGUGCUGCCCGCCCGACGAGGAAGUCGAGGCGCUGCUUGCCGCGGCCGUCCUCCCCGCCAAGGCCGAGAUCAAGGCCGGCGCCGAGACCGAGACGUUCACCCUCGAAGUCGCGGGCAUGGACUGCCCCGACUGCCUGUCGAAAGUGCGCCGCGUGUUCGACGCACUCCCCGGAACGAAGAUCACGCGCAUGGACUAUGUCCGCGCGCUGGUCGAAGCCGAGCGCGAGACGAGCGCCGCCGAGCCCGAGAUCAUCGGGCGCUUCGUGACCCGCGCGACUGGGUUCCCCAUCCGCGUGAUCUACUCGUCGGCCAAGGGCGAAGGCGGGACGGUCGUGCCCAUCACGUUUAGUCGCAUGCCGCCCGCCGACGUGCUAGACUCGUACGAGACGGCCGACGUGCGCCCGCGCAAGGCCGGCGGCGAGGUCGACUUUGUCUUCUCGCGCGACGGCGCGUCGCCGCGCGACAUCGUCACCCGGCUGGGGGAGUACGGCGCCGCCCUCGCCCCGCCGAUGCUCUCGCGCCAAGAACAGCGCAUCAACGCCGACGUGCGCGCGCUCGCCCUCCGCACGGGGCUGAGCAUCCUCCUCACCAUCCCGAUCCUAGUGCUGGUGUGGGCGCCGAUCCCGCACAAGGGCUCGCUCGGGCACCGCGCCGCCGAGUUCGCGCUCGCCACCGGCGUCCUGGCGGCCGCGUACCCCAUCUACGUGGGCUCGCUCCGCACCCUGUGGUACCUCCGCCGCGCGGACCUUGGCGUGCUUACCAGCGUGAGCACGCUCACGACGUACAUCUUCUCCGUCGUCGCGUUCGCGUUCCAGGCCGCCGGCCACCCCAUCGCCGAGCCGUUCUUCGAGACCCUGGGCCUGCUCGUGUCCCUCAUCUACCUCGGCCGCACGAUCCAGGCCUCGACGCGCAAGGCCGCGCUCGGCGCGAUCUCGUCCCUCGCCAAGCUACAACCCACGACCGCCGAGGUGGUCACGCCCAAGGGCGGCGUGGAGAGCGUCGACGUCCGCCUGCUCUUCUACAACGACGUGAUCCGCGUCACUGCGCCCAGCGUCGUGCCAACAGACGGCACCAUCUUCUCCGGCAGCGCCGACAUUGACGAGUCGGCAAUCACGGGCGAGUCGGUGCCCGUUCUCCGCGCUCAAGGACAGGCAGUGCACGCCGGCACGACGCUGAUCGAGGGUAGCGUCGACGUCGCCGUCGCGCGGCUCGUCGGCGAGAACUCGCUCGCGAGCGUCAUCCAGGCCGUUAUGGACGCGCAGAGCUCGGCUAGUCGGUUCGGCGACUUUGCGGACCGUAUGGCCGAGUGGCUGCUGCCCAUUGCCAGCGCGGCGUGCUUCAUCAGCUUCCUCGUGUGGCUGUUCGUGGGCCACUACGUCCGCGGGCAUCCUUGGGGCCGCAGCGUGAUCGACGCCGUGACCUACGCUAUCGCUAUCAUGGCUGUGUCGUGCCCGUGUGCGCUGACCCUCGCCGUCCCCACCAUCUCGGCGACGUGCAUGGCCAUGAGCGUCAAGGACGGCAUCGUCUUCCGCUCGUCCGACGCCCUUCUCUCCCUCAGCAAGAUCCGCCGCAUCGCGUUCGACAAGACAGGCACCCUCUCCCUCGGCACCCUCUCCGUCGUGGAGGCAUACACUGGCGACGCCCUCGGCGCCGAGCUCGUCUCGGCAAUGACCUCGGCCAGUCGUCACCCCGUCAGCGUCGCAGUGAACCAGUACCUCGCCGCGAAUACUGCCCCCGGCGCCGACUUCGUCGACCCCUCCGACCCGGGCCUCGCGAUCGAGUACACCGUCGUCCCCGGCGGCGGUGUGAGAGGCGCGUUCUACGGCUACCCCGUGCUCGGCGGCAGCGCCGUGUUCACCGGCACGGCGUCCAACCCGACCGUCAAGGCGUACCUCGACAAGGGGCUCACGGUCUUCGUCGUCACGGUCGGCGGGCACCUCGUGGCGGCGUACGGCCUGGCGGACAAGGCGCGCGGCGGGGCCUCCGAGCUCGUCACCGACCUCACUGCUUCCGGCGUCGCCGUGUCCGUCCUCUCGGGCGACCACCAGGCCGCCGUCGCAGCCUUCGCGUCGCGUAUCGGCCUCGACCCGUCCGCCGCGUUCGGCGGCCUCAGCCCCGAGGGCAAGGCCGAGGCCAUUGCGACCCUGCAGGCCGACUCGCCCGUCGCGUUCGUAGGCGACGGCGUCAACGACUCGAUCGCGCUGUCCCUCGCCGACGUGGGCAUCGGCAUGGGUAGCGGCACUGACGCCGCCGUACUCGCAUCCGACGUGGUCCUCCUCGGCACGGACAUCAAGCGCAUGCUCUCGGCUGCCAUCGGCAUCGCGGGCAUCGGGCGUGUGCUUGCCCUCGCUGCGAUUGCGUGGUGUGGUGUGUACUUCACCGCCGCGAUCAUCCUGGCCUCUGGCGCCGCCGUCGACUUCCGCAUCCCGCCGCAGUACGCCGGUCUCGGCGAGCUCGUGUCCGUGCUCCCGGUCCUCCUGCUCGCCGUAGUUGCGAAGCUGUGGGGCUGGGUGGCCGCGCGUCGUCGUGCUGUCAAGGCCUAAGUAGCUGAACUGAAUGUCGUGCAAGUGUGCAUCGAGA